AAUCUCUUUGCCGGGCCGCAGAUCUCCAUCUCUUCUCAACCCAACCUAUUCUACACAUCCCAACACCACCCACCUAACCUACCCAUCCGUUUCAGACCGUCUGAUCGAGACCCGACGGCCCAAAAAUGAUGCAAAACCCCUACCCUAAUCCCAUAUGUCAUAAAUAGAUGUCAACCCUAAAUUCUAAGAAGCUUGUCCCAUCAAUCCCCUCAGCCGCCGCCACCUGCUGUCUCCCACCUCGGGUUCCCCCGAGAUGCAAACCGAGCCAACCAGACACGCCUCCACCUCUCCCUCGGUCAUGUGCAGCCAACCCCAGCUAGAUGCCCCGAGCUCCUGCUUGCUCUUAGCGCAAGCCGCCGCUCGCGCAAGCUGCAUUCUCCACCAGGAGCAGCGACUCCCGCAGCCGCGCCUGAGCUCCUCGAGCUCCCGCGCGCGAGAAACCACAGCAGCCCCAUCUCCUCGCGUUGCCCUGCCGGCCGUCGCGAGAUCCGGUGCCCCACCAACGGAUCUCCCCAUCACCGUCCAAGGAGCUUCUCCAUCCGCGCCAUGGACGACCGUCGAAGCUUCUCAGCUAAGCCAUGGAGCUCGUCGCCUCGUGCCCGUUCUGCACAGCUCGCCCCUGCAGGUCCACUGUGCUCCAUCCCCAUGUCCACCGUGACUGGCCACGAGCAGAACCGAUGGAUCAGCAGGUCCCCUGCGUUGUGCUCGUUUUGCCUCUCUCCUGACCAUUUUUUCCCUCCUCUGAUCUCUGCUCUCUCUUGUUGCGUGCGAACCAGCACCACCCAUGGAGUUGCUCCCUCUGCCCCGAGUUUUUGCCACUUUGAGCCGGUGCGCAACAGGGCCGUUGAUGUCGCCGCCCCGUGGCCAUGGAGCCAAGCUCCGCCCCGCCAUGGCCACUGCUUGGAGCACCUGCCUUCCGCCGCCAAUGCCCGCGCCCUUGCAUCCAGCUCCAUGCCUCCGUCGAGUCCGUCCCUCUGCUUCCUCUAUUCGUCGCAGAAGAGCAGAGCAGCUCGCACGUUGUGCGUUGACCGAGCCAAGACCAGCCCCCCGAAGCCAGCUUUUUAGGUCGUGAAUUCCGCAAGCGUGUUGGAAUGUGAGGGCCCGUUGGACU
This is a messenger RNA of Hordeum vulgare subsp. vulgare (domesticated barley), 1111 nucleotides long. RefSeq lists its product as uncharacterized. NCBI's taxonomy places the organism in Eukaryota, Viridiplantae, Streptophyta, Magnoliopsida, Poales, Poaceae. The record is from RefSeq and is a predicted model, not a curated record. Bases 547 to 1065 code for a protein of 172 amino acids. The transcript is spliced from 2 exons.